AUGAACAAGUAUUAUGUUAAUAAAAACUUGAAAUCCAUGGGAAACAGGAACAAUGUGACUGAGUUUAUCCUCCUGGGGCUCACUCAGAGUCCAGAGGGUCAGAAAGUUCUGUUUGUUGUGUUCCUACUCAUCUACCUUGUGACAAUAAUGGGCAAUCUGCUCAUUCUGGUGACAAUCAUGGCCAGCCAGUUGCUGGGAUCCCCCAUGUACUUUUUUCUGGCCUUUUUAUCCUUUUUUGAUGCUGUCUACUCUACUACCAUUGCUCCCAAAAUGAUUGUGGACAUGCUCUAUGAGAAAAAGACUAUCUCCUUUCAGGCAUGUCUGACUCAAGUGUUUAUCGAACAUUUGUUUGCAGCUGCUGAAGUCAUUCUUUUGGUGGCCAUGGCCUAUGACAGAUACGUGGCCAUCUGCAAACCUCUUCACUAUUUGACCAUCAUGAACCGACGUGUGUGUGUUCUCCUGCUCUUGGUGGCCUGGAUUGGAGGCUUUCUCCAUUCAUUGGUUCAACUUCUCUUCAUUUAUCAGCUUCCUUUCUGUGGCCCCAAUGUCAUUGACAACUUCAUCUGUGAUAUGUAUCCUUUGCUGAAACUUGCCUGUGCUGACACCUACCUCAUUGGACUCUCCAUGAUUGCUAAUGGAGGGGCGAUUUGCACUGUCACCUUCUUCAUUCUCCUGGUUUCCUAUGGGGUCAUACUGCACUCUCUUAAGAGUCACGGAUUGGAAGGCAGGCGCAAAGCUCUUUACACUUGCACAUCCCACAUCACGGUAGUUGUUCUGUUCUUUGUCCCCUGUAUCUUCCUGUAUGCCAGGCCCAUGACUAACCUCUCCAUAGACAAAUGCAUAACUGUGGUUUUAGCGCUCAUAACUCCCAUGUUGAAUCCUCUCAUCUAUACUCUGAGGAAUGCAGAAAUGAAAAAUGCCAUGAGGAAACUUUGGAGCUCAAAAGUGACUGCAAUUGGAGUGGGGCUCUAUUGCAGAAACAGAACAUGA
This is a messenger RNA of Ochotona princeps (American pika), 990 nucleotides long. RefSeq names its product olfactory receptor 4A15-like. The transcript has 2 exons. Gene Ontology annotation, cellular component: membrane. Bases 1 to 990 code for a protein of 329 amino acids. The record is from RefSeq and is a predicted model, not a curated record. Gene Ontology annotation, molecular function: olfactory receptor activity; G protein-coupled receptor activity. Gene Ontology annotation, biological process: G protein-coupled receptor signaling pathway. NCBI's taxonomy places the organism in Eukaryota, Metazoa, Chordata, Mammalia, Lagomorpha, Ochotonidae.